Messenger RNA from Lathyrus oleraceus (garden pea), 825 nucleotides. RefSeq lists its product as uncharacterized. NCBI's taxonomy places the organism in Eukaryota, Viridiplantae, Streptophyta, Magnoliopsida, Fabales, Fabaceae. The transcript has 5 exons. Bases 1 to 825 code for a protein of 274 amino acids. The record is from RefSeq and is a predicted model, not a curated record.
AUGCAAUCUAAAUUUGAUGCGCUUAUUCGAAAUAAGAUGUGGGAUUUAGUUCCUCGUCCUUGUGAUGCUAAUCUUAUUCGAUGUAUGUGGAUUUUUAGGCAUAAGGAAAUUUCUGAUGGCUCCUUUGAGCGUUAUAAGGCUCGUCUUGUAGGUGAUGGCAAGUCACAGGUUGCAGUAUCUCGUCAUCCUGAUGGUAUAUUUCUCAGUCAAAGCACUUAUGCAUCAGAGAUCAUUGAACGUGUUGGCAUGGCAUUUUGUAAACCAUCAACCACUCCUGUUGACACCAAGCAGAAACUCAGCACCUCCUCUGGCACUUCUUAUGAGGAUCCCUCCUUGUAUCGGAGUCUUGUAGGGGCCCUACAAUAUCUCACCUUCACUCGACCUGAUAUAUCAUAUGAUGUUCAACAAGUUUGUCUUCACAUGCAUGCCCCUCGCACGGAACACAUGCUCGCUCUUAAGCGCAUUUUGUGCCAUGUUCAGGGCACCUUACAUUUUGGACUACAUUUAUCCCCAUCUUACAUUACAAAGAUUAUCUCCUACACUGACGCUGAUUGGGGUGGAUGUCCUAACACAGACGUUCUAACAUCUGGGUACUGUGUUUUUCUAGGUGACAACCUUAUUUCUUGGUCUUCCAAAAGAUGGUUGACCAAAUGUUACAUAUUGAUGUAUAUAGAUUCUAUUCAAAUCAAUGAGAAGGACACAAUUUCCAUUAUCUUACAGGCUCGACUGAGACCAAAUGGAUACUACGUUUCAGAUGCCUCCAGAUUAGUAACCGAAAGAAUUGAUUCAUUGGUUAACUCAGCCCGUGAAGUAUUGUCUAACUAG